This is a messenger RNA of Penicillium maclennaniae, 3156 nucleotides long. Its product is annotated as putative PAB1 binding protein (Pbp1). Gene Ontology annotation, cellular component: cytoplasmic stress granule. Gene Ontology annotation, biological process: cytoplasmic stress granule assembly. The record is from RefSeq and is a predicted model, not a curated record. The transcript has 6 exons. Lineage: Eukaryota; Fungi; Ascomycota; Eurotiomycetes; Eurotiales; Aspergillaceae. The coding region runs from base 1 to 3156 and encodes 1051 amino acids. Gene Ontology annotation, molecular function: RNA binding.
AUGGCUUCCACCUUGAACUCUGCUCCGGCUGCAAACAGCUCAUCCGGCAAUGCCCACUCGACACAGAACUCCGGGCGCCCCUCUCUGAGACCUAGCGCCAGCACCAAGGGGGACGGUCGCCGACAGUCUGGCAGCCCUGUUGAUGGUGCUCAGCGGCGCGCGAACUCCCAGAAAGCCUGGACCCAAGGGACCAACCCCAUCACCCAACGCUCCUCAUUUUCAAACGGAAACAUGGCUCGCCAGUCAGGCUCUCCCCAGCCCGGCCUGAAGGAGUCCAACACCCCCGAUAAUCACGCCCAUGACCGUUUACUGUUCUUAUUUGCCAGUUUCAUUGGCCUGCAUACAACAAUUACUACCAAAGGCGGAGACAGAUUUACCGGCAUUUUCUCAUCUUCGACACUGGAAGCGAGCGAGUCAUCAAUUCUACUGAAGAUGGUGCAGCGAGCAUCUCAGGAGAACCAACCUAAAACUAAUGGCGUGAGUGAUGCGUCCAGCCCUUACCUAGGAUCUGGACAGGAGCACAGCAUGAUCUUUGAUAUCAAAGAUGUGUCGGACAUCGCUGUACCGGACGUCUCACCGGCUGAGGUCUCGGCCAAGGAAUCCAAUGGCGCGAGUGGUUUCAGAACUGACGCUGACAUUUCCGGGAAUUUGGCAAUGCGCGAGCGCACCCUCAAGCGUUGGGAGCCUGCUGCUGACGAGAUUAACAUGUCCUUGGAGAGCACUGCGGGUGAUUCCGCGGGCUGGGAUCAAUUUGAGGCCAACGAACGUCUCUUCGGUGCAAAGACCAAUUACGAUGAGAACCUUUACACUACUCGCAUUGACCGCUCAGACCCUACAUACCGCCAGAAGCAGGCCGAGGCGGCUCGCAUUGCGCGUGAGAUCGAAGGCCAGGAUCAUGAAAAUGCCCACAUGCGUGAAGAGAGAGGUCUGGUGGCCCCUGACUCUGGUGACCAGGACGAAGAAUCUAAGUACAGCGGUGUCCAGCGGGAGGCCAAACCCUUCCAGCCUCUCGUUUCUGGCCAACCCAAUAAAUAUACUCCUCCUGGACGCCGUCAACCGAUACCUCCCAUUGCCUCCACGAAGCAAACAUCGGCUCCUGUUCCUCAGGCUCCAGCCAAGGAAACUGCCCAUGUUGAGAAGCAACAGCCAACUCCCGCAGUCCAGCCAAGUGCUGAGACAGAGCAGAACACUGACAACGUCAAGGCGGCGCCUGCUGCUUUGACCGCAAAGCAGCAGCGCCCUGCUCCCGAUAAUGCCACUGCCAACGUUGAGACUGAGGUUCUCGAUCACUUCCGCCAAUUUGCCAGCAGCGAGAAGCUGAAGGUUCAAGAACGUCGUCGCAACCAAGCGUCGUACGAUCGUACGGUCAAGUUGAACGAAUUAAUGAAGUUUUCUAAAAAUUUCAAACUCUCUACUCCUGUUCCCAAGGAUCUAGUGCCCAUUCUCGCCAAGGAUCCCCACAAGCAAGAGGCUAUCAUCGGCCGGCUUCAAUCGCCAGAUGAGAAGGCCAGCCCGAAGCCUGCCUCGCCGGUGGCUGAGCAGAAGCCCACUGCUCGUGCUACCGGCCCUACUGGUACAGCACCACCUGUUGCGCCUUCUGAUCGCCAGAAUUUUGUUCGGGGUCGUCAAGGCUAUCCUCCUACGGGCCCUCUUGCUGGCCCUGGUGGUCGCUUUCCACAGCAGCCCAUGCAGCAGGGUCGUCCAGGUGCUGGUAUGCUUAGCCACCGCCUCCAGGACAAUCUACAGCAGCGUAAGGGUACCAACAUGGCCCCUGUUCCAGCUCCGUUACCCGUUCAGGAUGCUCGGGGACCUCCAACUGGCCCUGCAAGCGAUCAACUCCGGAUCACUAGCCCCGUGAAGUCUCAGACAUCGGCCUCAGCUGCGUCAAAAUUCAAUGUACGCGCGAUGGAAUUCAAGCCCAACCCUGCGGCAAGCACUUUCACCCCUGGCGGCGGUUCCGGAUCCUCUGCUGGUUCUGGCGCUACUGGUGCUACUGGUACUGCCGCCGCGAUUGCUACUGCCACCGCCGCCGCUAGUGCCAGCCCGCGAUCUUUCUCGCGAAAUACUUCUGUUUCUCGUGCGACUACACCCUCUGCAUUUUUUGGCACGAAGAAGCCUCAGUCCAUCUCCGAGAGACCAUCCAUUGAUGAUCAAUUUAAUCCCAUAAAGCGCAUGAAGAAAGAGAGCGCGGAGGCAGCUGAAAAGGCCGGCAAGCCUUACACUCCAUUCAAUGGCGGCGUUCCCCCUCCUUACAAGACCUUGCCCACUUGGGAUGUGUCAGAGGCCAAUCAGGAGAAGACUUUUGACCAGAUGUUCAAACAGCCGAGCAGUAUUCCUUCGGCUUCCCCUCAGGGCCGUUCUGCCUCAAACAACCCCCAUCUUCCCCAGUCGCAGAUGCCUUUCUACCCGGGGGCCAACCAGGGUAUGCCAACUUCCUCCGGUCUUUCCAGUGGACCUCACAUGCACCAAGGCUCCCAUGGCCCUAAUCCGGGCCACAUGGAUGAUCAUCAUCGCAUGCAGUUGUCCGCCUCGUCUUCGCAGGUUUUCCCCUCGCCUCGUAUGGGACAAAGUCACUUGGGAUAUCCGUCCCCUAUGGUCCCACAUGCGCAGCUGGCAUUCGGUCAGCCAUAUCAGGGUGGCCCCCAGUUCAUGAGCCCGCAAGCUGCCAUGGGAGCUCCCAUGAUGAUGCCGCAGGCUUCCAACGGAUCUUAUAUGGGUGUGCCCCAGGGCAUGUCUCCCUACAACCCGCAGGUUCAGAUGUACUCCCCUUCUCCCGCCCACGCCUAUCCCCAGCAUGCGCCCCCUCAUCAGCCGCACAGCGGCUACCCUAGCCCCAGUCGCGGUGCGCCCAUGAUGAUGCACCAAAACUCGCAGUCGGGCCAGCCUCCCCAGCAGAUGAUGUUCAUGUCUGGACAGCCUGGAUAUGGGGCUCAACAGCCCGGACACAUGCCUCCCGGUCGUGGUGGCUAUCCCCAGCAGCAACCUCAUUUCUCCUCGAGCCCGCACCAGGGUCACCAUUUCCCUCCUAAUCAGCACCGAACACCAAGCAACAGCUAUAACCAGGUCCCUCAGAUGCCUUCCCAGGGUCCAUCUGGCGCCCUGGCAAACGCAGGCUCUGGUUCGCACUCUGCUGAGCCCACCGAUGAGGGCAAAUGA